This is a messenger RNA of Apiotrichum porosum, 582 nucleotides long. RefSeq lists its product as uncharacterized. Lineage: Eukaryota; Fungi; Basidiomycota; Tremellomycetes; Trichosporonales; Trichosporonaceae. The record is from RefSeq and is a predicted model, not a curated record. Bases 1 to 582 code for a protein of 193 amino acids. The transcript is spliced from 4 exons.
AUGCUCUUUACCAAACUACUUCCCCUCGCUUCAUUGUUCAUCGCCACAGCAGCCGCUGAUUCGUUCAACGAUGGCGGCCACAAGCCCCUUGGAGGCUUCAAGAAAGUGCCCAUCCUUUGCAAAGGUCUUAAGACCGAGGACAACGGGUGCACACGCUACACCCAAGGUUUCGACAUUACUGGGGUCGUGACGACACUCGAGCUGUCGUUCCCUGACGUCAAGAACGUCUGCGACUGCAUCCAGGAAUGCCUCAAUCGCCCUGGGACCUGUGCCAAUUACGUUUUCGACUUUCACGAUGCCGACGCCAUCAAGAGCGGCCACCGCACCUGUAUCCUGUACUCCAACUUUAACCUCCCCAGCGACGUCACCGUUGUUUUCGCCCCCGACGACCCGCAGAACAUGAACAUCCAGACGUUGGAGGAUAACCCGCAGGCGGGUGGGCCGGUCCCGCAGGCAUUCACCGACGACCAAGGCACAGUCCCGGAUGAUGGGGCCUUCUCCGGCUGGCAAACGGAAAUGUCCAGUGUUGAGGAUGCAAGCGCCUCACAAGGAAGUAAGACUAUGCUUGAAGUGUUUUCGUAG